AUAUUUUCUCUGCUCUCUGAUCGUUUUUUUUUGUUCUUUCUUUGGGGCUUGAAUUUACUUUGUCGCUUGGUUUCUCUCUCGCCGAAGGGAUCUUCGUUCUCUUUCGUCUCGAGUAGUGAAAGCAACGAUGACAGCGAAGGGUAAAGAUAAAGCUAAGACCACAAGGGAAGCCUUGAAGCCAGCCGAUGACAGAAAGGUUGGAAAGAGGAAGGCACCGGUGGAUAAAGCUAGCAAACGGACAGCUCGAAAGGAGAAGAGGGCCAAAAAGGAUCCGAAUAAACCGAAAAGGCCGCCCAGUGCUUUCUUUGUGUUUCUGGAAGACUUUAGGACAACUUUCAAGAAGGAAAAUCCAAAUGUGAAAGCCGUGUCAGCUGUUGGGAAAGCUGGAGGGCAGAAAUGGAAGUCAAUGUCGGGAGAUGAGAAAGCUCCAUAUGAAGCUAAAGCUGCAAAAAAGAAGGCCGAAUACGAGAAGCUUAUGAAUGCACACAACAAGAAGAUGGACGAAGGCAGUGAUGAAUCUGAAAAGUCAAGAUCCGAGGUGAGUGAUGAAGACGAGAAAGCCAGUGGGGAGGAAGAGCAACAAGAGAAGGGAGGGGCAAGAGACGAAGAAGAAGAGGAGGUAGGGGAAGAAGAGGAAGAGGAGGAGGAGGAGGAGGAGGAAGACUGAGGUGGGAUUUCAAAGUCAUCGUAUUUUGGUAUAAGAGGGCGUUGGAAACAGCCCAACCAUGACGACACACAGUGGCAAUCCCCUCCCCCCUCCCCCAAGUAUUUUGUGGUUAAGAAACUAUAUAUAUAUAUGUAUAUGUAUAUGUAUAUGUAGGUUGGGAAAGGGUGACAUUUUGUCUACUUAACUGAAAGAAAGGCACUGUGUUUGGUUGUAUGGUAAGUUGUGACAGUCUUGACAUUUUCUGUGUUUCGGACUGGAUAACUAUGAACUCCAGUAAAGAUUGUAAUCCAACGUCGACGGUUAUUAGUA
This is a messenger RNA of Tarenaya hassleriana, 976 nucleotides long. RefSeq names its product high mobility group B protein 1. The transcript has 8 exons. Bases 128 to 667 code for a protein of 179 amino acids. The record is from RefSeq and is a predicted model, not a curated record. NCBI's taxonomy places the organism in Eukaryota, Viridiplantae, Streptophyta, Magnoliopsida, Brassicales, Cleomaceae.